This is a messenger RNA of Calidris pugnax (ruff), 793 nucleotides long. RefSeq names its product ankyrin repeat domain 39 (gene ANKRD39). Gene Ontology annotation, molecular function: protein binding. NCBI's taxonomy places the organism in Eukaryota, Metazoa, Chordata, Aves, Charadriiformes, Scolopacidae. The coding region runs from base 1 to 591 and encodes 196 amino acids. The transcript has 4 exons. The record is from RefSeq and is a predicted model, not a curated record.
AUGGUACUGGUGCCCAUCUUGGGGACAGGACUACCCUGCCUGACACGUGUCCCCCCCCAACUUUCCCCUUCUCUCCCCCCAGGGAUCUGGUCGGCGGCGCGGGACGGGGACGAGCAGCGGGUGCGGGAGCUGCUGGAGCGUCGGGGGGAGCCCAGCCAGACCGACUCAGCGGGGUACACAGCACUGCACUACGCCAGCCGCAACGGGCACCUGGGGGUCUGCCAGCUGCUGCUAAGGUGGGGGGCUCGCUGCAACGCCCGCACCCCCGGGGGGGCCACCCCCCUGCACCGUGCCAGCUACUGUGGCCACCUGGCCGUGGCCCGGCUACUGCUAGCCCACGGGGCUGACCCACUGGCCACCGACGGGGACGGCCGCACCAGCCUGCACAAGGCGGCCGAGCAAGGCCACCGGGAGCUCUGUGCCCUCCUCCUGGGGCACAGCCCGGCGGUGGCCACCGUCCCCGAUGCCAAGGGCCGGUUGCCCCGCGAGGUGGCCCAAGGGGAGGCGAAGGACCUGCUGGACACCUUGGAGGAGGGGGGCCACCACGCUGAGGGACACACGAUGUCACCUCACCCCCUCUCUGAUGGGUAAACAACCCCCCCCCGACACCCCAACACCAUCUCUGUCCCAGCGUGGGCUGGCGAGGGGGGUGUCACCCCCAAAAUGUGGCCGCAAUAAGGGGAGGGGGGGUCACAGGGACACUUUUCUGGCUGGCGACCCCUUCCUUCCUAGAAAAAGACCCCAAAAGUGGGGGUUUGGUUGGGGGGAUGGCACUGAAGGAGGUCACUGUCCC